Messenger RNA from Chaetomium globosum CBS 148.51, 2145 nucleotides. RefSeq lists its product as uncharacterized. Gene Ontology annotation, biological process: DNA repair. Bases 1 to 2145 code for a protein of 714 amino acids. Lineage: Eukaryota; Fungi; Ascomycota; Sordariomycetes; Sordariales; Chaetomiaceae. The transcript has 2 exons. The record is from RefSeq and is a predicted model, not a curated record.
AUGGACUACUGGCCACGAAAGGGGAGACCUACACUUCUUGCCGCUCUGGAGGCGGCCUGCGAUUCAGUGGAGGAAGACCUCGCUGCCGAAAUUCAACAGAGGUAUGAGGACUGCCAUGAAACUCUCCUAGCAGAGGUUGCUCGGCUUCAAGCGGUUGCGACAAGAGUAGACCAAUUGGAGAAUGAGAACCGGUCUCUUCUCCGGGAACUAGAUCAGCUUCGAAGCAGACAAGACACUUCUCUACCUCUAGCAGCGCGCCCUGCGCUUGCGGAGAUUUCGACCAACACAAAACUUGACGCAUUGGCUACAGGGGCUUCAGAAUACGACUCCGAGAAAGCGAUAGAUUGGAAAAAGAAGUUCUCAAAGCUUGCUGCGCGACACGCGAGUCUCGAACAACGGCAAGAGGAGACACAUCGAUUGGCGAGGAGGUUCCGGCUAGAGCGGGAUGACUGGGUAAAAUACGCCCAGUCGUUAGAGGGGAAGAUCGCAAAACUAGAGAAGAAGGUCCAGCGUAACAAGAACGCUGAUGAACAGCUCCCUCCCUCUAGCAGUGCUAAACCUCGGCCUGCUCCAGCCAACCAAACAGGCGCCUUUUCCGAUCGUGCAGUCCUUGAUUCGAGCAUCGUGGCUAAACCAGAGCAAGCGAUUGACCCUAGGUCACGCGGAGAUCCCGCCCAAGACCCCAGGGACUCUAAAGAAGUAGCGCCAGCGCCGGGGACAUCCUUGCCAGGCUACGCAGGCCCCCUUGACGAAGAGACACAGGAUGGAAGCGAUGGAGCGGAUGACUUGCCGCUACCGCAGGGUACACCCCCGGGUUCUGCGGUCAGGAUCAAAGAGGAAACGUCCUCAGAUGCCCCAGUCAUCGUCUCUGAGAGAACAAUACGCAAACGGAAACACACAGAUGACGAGGUGGGUAUGCCGGCGUCCCCUCGCAGGAUCAAGACCGAGCAGAGCAGUAGCUCGGAACCCAUCAUCACAGGCGAAGCUCCCAUUUUUUGUCCGCACGAGAGCAUUGACCUCGACGAAGAGGAGCGUGAGAUGCCGACGCCAAGGAAGCAGCAGGAAUGGGAAAGCAGGCACAUCCUUCGAGAAGAUAAGGACGUUGCCCCCAUAGAGGAGCGCUUAGUCGAAGCACCCUCAAUCGAGAAACGGGUGUACACAUCAACUCGCGGCUCAGAUUCGUACCUUGAUCGGUCAGCUACGGCAGCUUUAUCUCCGCGCAAGCCGUCAAGAACACACAAGGACCGCGAACGGCCUAUCAGAGCAGGCUGGACUUUGGAUUCGGGGAUUGCGGACGUUGCUGAAGAGACGUUCGAGUCAUUCUACGCCCUCAAACCGAGGCAAGUUGGAAACGGGUCGCAUGAGACACCGACACAUGGGCGCCUACACUCGCUUCUAAACGACAAUUCACCGAAGAAGUCUGGUGCUUUCCUCUCACCGGCUCGCCUGCGGCAUGGCAGUGCCAGCCCUUGCUUUGACAAGGAAAACAUUGAGAAUAUGGCAGCAGAGGAGACCGAGAAACGUAGCGGCGCUCUUGUUAAGCCGGCCCCGAUAGUUAACGCACCCAAGGCCACUCCUCUUCGAAGACAUGACAAAGGCAACCCCUCGAAGCCCGGCCGAUUGCGAGACCGGCCGCCAGCGGGUUUAAGACCGGAAGACUUCAAGGUUAACCCAAGGUCCAAUAACGGGUUUAAGCACGCCUUCGAUGAGGUUGUGCGCAGCAGAGAAGAGCGGGCAGAACUCUCCGGGUGCACCGAUCCCAACUGCUGCGGCAGACAGUUCCGCGCGAUGGCGGAAUCAGAGCUUAGCGCUGGCGGGCUUGGGAUCCUCUCACGGGUAGCCGACAUCAAGAUGAUGGAGGAUUACCUCGGUACCGAGGCUUACCAGCUUGUCGAGAUGACCGGCGAGGAGCGACAAGAGACGUGGCUCAAGGCCAAGAUCCAGGAUUUGGCUAAUCGGCUGGGGAGACACAGGCACAGGUUUGCGAGGCGGCCGUCACCUCCAGGGUAUUGGAACCCAGAUUUCCCCAGCACACAGGAGAUUGAAAAGAACAAGGAGGAAGCGGAAAGGGCUGAGAGGAGUCUUGUCGAAGAGAGAUGGCGAGAGGCAAUGCGACGAGGCAGGUGGCUGUUUCGAGACGAGUAG